CGGCGUGAUCCGGCAUCUGCUGCUGCUGUUGCGGGAGGAAGAGCCGCUUUACUCUCUCUGUGCUUUUUAGCCGAGCUGCCCCUUUCAGUUUCGCCUUGAGAAAAAGACGUUUUCUCCCCGUAUCGACCGGCUCCAUCAGGCCGCCUUGAUCCGAGGGACUGUCAGGUUUAGGUUGCGAGGUGGUCGGUGUCGGUUUAGAGGGAACCAGUCGGCGUUUUGGCCUUUUUAAAUCGAGCGUAGUUCGGUUUCGGUGACAGCAGCACAGGAACAACAAUGGCUCUGAAGAGAAUUCAUAAGGAACUGCACGACUUGGGCCGUGACCCACCUGCUCAGUGCUCAGCAGGGCCAGUAGGGGAUGACAUGUUUCACUGGCAGGCCACAAUAAUGGGACCAAAUGACAGUCCUUACCAGGGUGGGGUGUUCUUCUUGACCAUUCACUUUCCCACAGAUUACCCCUUCAAACCGCCAAAGGUUGCAUUCACCACAAGAAUCUACCACCCAAAUAUCAACAGCAAUGGCAGCAUCUGUCUGGAUAUUCUAAGGUCUCAGUGGUCACCUGCCCUCACCAUCUCCAAAGUACUCUUGUCAAUCUGCUCUCUGCUGUGCGACCCCAAUCCGGAUGACCCCUUAGUACCCGAGAUUGCCCGCAUCUACAAGACUGACAGGGAAAAGUACAACAGAAUAGCUCGGGAAUGGACACAAAAGUAUGCAAUGUAGUUUUGGAGUUAGAAUCAUGGCGGGAAAAAAAAUUACACCUCUCCAUCUUAAGGUUAGGGGAGAUUUGAAAGUUUAAGAGAUAAAAAAAAAAAAAAAAAGCUAAAGAAAAAAAAACAGAUCUUGUUGGUUUCCAUUGGAGUGCUUUCUUUAAGCCACGCCUCCCCUCACCAGAGCACCUCCCCCCCACUCCCCACCUUACCCCACCCUCCUGGUAGCCAUGGUGUACAUACUUUCAAACUUCGACUGUAGCUCAAAUCCAGCUGUUUUCCCUCCACCCCACCAACUCCCCCACCCGAAAACAAACAAACGAAAAAUCUUCGCUCCAUGUCUCUUGCUUUACCGUCUCCGUCGCAGCAAUGGUGACGUGCCUGCUGCUUAGGGUCAGCCAGUCUCAAUUUUUGCAGUUGAAAAUCUUCAUGACUCUAAAAGCAUUCCUUGUUUUUAAGCACUGGGGAGGGAGGGAAAUUAUUUUUCUUUGUUUUUCUUUUUUUUUCUUAUCUCCCCUGUUUUGUGAUUAUAGUGGAAAUUGAGGGAUAUGUUCUUUACAUUUUUCCAUUUAUUCUGUUUCCUGGGCUUCCAGAUGUAUCUUGGAUCAGGAAAAGGGUUUAUUUUUUUAUUUUUAUUUUUUGUUUUGUUCCUUUCUAUUGACUGAGGAGGGAGGGGUGUAUGCUGGCUAUCUUUUGUAUAAAAUCUAUAAGGAAUUCUUUUAAAAUCAUAGCAGGUUUAUUAAUGGCAAAAUGUCGGACCUUUGGGUCCUCUCUUCUGGAUCAUUCUAAAGGACUUGAAUACUAUGAAUAUAAGUUACUUUUUGUUUUUCCAUUUGCCAUAACCAAGACUGUCUUUACCCCUUCCCUUAGCCACGACCAAUUCAGCAUCAUUCUCACUGUUCUCGAGAAUUUUGGACCAGUUAUUUAAAGCAGAAUCUUAGUUAAGCACGUGUUAUGAGUUUACUUUUUUGUUGUUUUUCUUCUCCUGCCCCCCCCCCCAAUAACUCUUAGUUCCAUUUUAGCUGCAUUUUUUUUUGUUUCCCCUCUGCUCUUGUUGAAAUUAGAUGCUAACAUGGCUGAGACAGACUCGAUUGGGUCCCCGGGUGAGAGGACACAACUCCUCACAGACAAACUUCUGUAUAUUUAAUUUCCUGACAGGCUCGUUGAGCUUUGUGUGUUGAUUAAAACUGUGUAAUAAAAUGAUUACUAAAGUCUGA
This is a messenger RNA of Astyanax mexicanus (Mexican tetra), 1921 nucleotides long. RefSeq names its product ubiquitin-conjugating enzyme E2D 2 (UBC4/5 homolog, yeast) (gene ube2d2). Gene Ontology annotation, molecular function: ubiquitin conjugating enzyme activity. Gene Ontology annotation, cellular component: nucleus. The record is from RefSeq and is a predicted model, not a curated record. The transcript has 7 exons. NCBI's taxonomy places the organism in Eukaryota, Metazoa, Chordata, Actinopteri, Characiformes, Acestrorhamphidae. The coding region runs from base 274 to 717 and encodes 147 amino acids. Gene Ontology annotation, biological process: ubiquitin-dependent protein catabolic process; protein K48-linked ubiquitination.